UAAAACUGGUCAAGCUCGCAUUCAUCAUUUUCCUCGUUUGAAUUAAUGGUUAUUUUGUGUUAUUUAACGAGUUGUUCAACUCGCCCAAUAAAUUUACAAUCAAUUAAAAUAUUUUAUGCGCUACGUUUUACCACUUUAGACUAAAAAUAUUCUCGGCAGGUCGUAUCAGUUUCUUUCAUCCCGGUAUGCCUAAUCAAUUUUGUUUAUAAUCUUUCCAGUCUUUUAAAAUUCUUAUUGUUUUGACAAAAUGAUGGUAUGGUUCAGAAUGAAGAUAGAUCAUGAGUUAUCAAAUAACCAUGAGUCUUCUUGGUUUAUAAACUUCCUUUCUGUAUUUUUUAAAAUUAUUUGAAGAAGUGAGUCAUAGAAUAGUAAGCGUUUGGUUCGAGAAAUAGCUAUCAGAGUAAAGGCAAUGUACAGUACUAUGACGCAGAGAUAAACUGUUAUCGAGAAAUGAUACUUUUUCAUACAGAGACGACUAUCAUUUUGGAGGUAAUUCUCGUGUUGAGAAGGUAUUAUAAUUUGGAGAAAGUACUACCACCGUAGCCAAAGAUUUUGAAGGAUUUUCGAUUGUGCAAAAUGCAAAAAGUUUUGAUAAUUUUUUACCUUGCCAGUGUUUUACAUUUAUCCAUUUGUGAUCUGUGCAAAAUAUGCAAGUGUUCAACAUCAGAUGGUUUAAUCGAGUAUGAUUGCGAUGGGAAAUUUAAUCCAAAUAGUGAUGAUAUGGAUCUCUUAUCUUCCAUUUAUGAAAGUCCGCCAAGUAAACUAAUCUUAUCAAAUAAUUGGAUUAAUAAAACGUCAAUUGAGAGAAUUGCGUACCUAAUUGACUUGGAAUUUCUCGUUCUUUCCCAUAAUAAUAUAACAGAAGUGGAUCCAAUAAUUCUUGAAUCAUUUACAAAAUUAAAGGAAUUGGAUCUGUCGUGGAAUAACAUAGAAAAUUUCGAUAUUGGGGCAUUAGCCAAAGGAAGAUUUAUACAACUGGUCGAUUUGAGUCAUAAUAAUAUGAAAAGCAUCAACAGUUCACUAGAAAGUCCUCUGGAAGUUCUAGACAGCCUGUAUUUAUCGAACAAUCUUCUAAAACAGUUACCGAUAAAUUUUUUCAAUAAUUUUCCAAAAUUGUCAACUUUGGAUUUAUCAAAUAAUUUCUUCACUUCAUUCGAAUAUUACCUUUCCAAUGUUGAGGGUUUGAAAUUGUUGAAUUUGGAACAUAAUUCUCUUAACUCGUCAAUUAUGGGAGCUAAUCUUCAAGAACUACGGAUUGGGUACAAUGAUUUAACAUCUCUGCCUAAGAAUUUAUCAGUGGAAAGUUUAAGUAUCGAAAAUAACAAAAUUAGUGACAUCGAAUACGAUGAGAUGUUGUUCAAUGAGUUGAAGUAUUUAAACCUCAGUGGAAAUCACUUGUCCGUGAUAUUAAACCUCACACUUCCAAAGUUGAAAGAAAUGGACAUAUCUAAUAAUGCAUUUGUGUCGAUUCCCGAGAAUUUUAUGAGUGACAAUUUACCAAGUCUGGAAACACUGGUGGUCAAUGGAAAUCCCAUCAAAGAGCUCAAGUUCCUCAAUCAGUUGAAUUUACGAAAUUUAGUCGUAAAGAAUAUAACUCUACUCAAUGCCAUUUAUGAUGAUGCGUUCGACAAAUUGAAAGGACAUGAUGGCAAUUGCAUUAAUAUAACUAUUUCAUCAAAUAAGAAUUUAAAGGAGUUUGAUGAAAAAGCAAUUCGUGGCAUGAAUAUUUGUUAUUUGGAUCUCAGUGACAACGGCUUCACCAGAGUUUCGCAAAAAUUAGAAAAGAUCUUGAAUGGAACGUUACCAGAAUACGGAAUCAAUUUACAAGGGAACCCAUUCAUCUGUGACUGUAAAUCUGAGUGGAUGCUGGAGGAAUUAGUUCCCAAACUCUAUGCUCUCAAUCCUGAACUUCUCAUUGAUCUCAAAUGCGCAAGUCCACCGAAAUUGGUCGGCAAGAGAAUGGUCCACUGGAUGCAAUGGAAAGGCCAAGUCUUCUGCGAUGAUACUUUAACUGGAAGUGACUUUAGCCGUCUAGAAGUAUUCGAAGGCAGCAGGCAAUUUUUCAAUAAGAAAAAUGAAAUCGCUCUAAAAUCUGGGGGUGGAAUGCUCCUAAUUGUUAUCGGUGCUGUUGUUACUCUUUUACUCCUUGUUCUUAGUGGUAUGAUUAUUUCUUACAAGUCUGCACUCCGCAGAAGACGUGUAAACCGAAGAUUAUGAACACUAUUUUAAAUAAUAAAUAAACGAAAUAACAGCAUUACGAACAAAGUCCAACGUCAACUAAAAAUGUACAUGCUGAAUGGAAAGAACAAUCAACAGCAAUACAGAAAGUAAAUUUUCGCUUUUUUUGUCAAUUAAUUUUUCUUCAAGAAAUCAUUACCAUUUGCUGUAUAAUUGAAAAUGUGCCCAUGGUAAUCCAUUCAGAAAAUGGAGAAGAUCAUAAACUAGUCAUAGAGCCACUAUUUCUAGUCUUAUACAAUGAACGUAUUUCUAAUAGCAAAUAGAUAAUGGGAAUUAUCAUUAAAGUCCUUUUGAUUCGUUGUCUCUACUUAGCAAAUGAUUGAUGAGCUCAAAUUGUUCAGUUUUUUUUCAACAAGCGCUUCAAGUACAAGUAGUUCUAAACAAAAUAUAUUUGUACAAUAAUCAGUGAAAUUCGGGAAUUCACCUAUUGCGUUUUCACAACUAAUUAAACACGAAGAAAUUAAUAAAAACAUACAAGUAUUCACAUUUUGAAAA
Molecule: messenger RNA, 2733 nt
Organism: Fopius arisanus
Lineage: Eukaryota; Metazoa; Arthropoda; Insecta; Hymenoptera; Braconidae
Product: leucine-rich repeats and immunoglobulin-like domains protein 2
Exons: 4
Coding region: 577-2217 (546 amino acids)
Cellular component (GO): extracellular matrix
Molecular function (GO): protein binding
Source: RefSeq, a predicted model, not a curated record